Molecule: messenger RNA, 949 nt
Organism: Phalaenopsis equestris
Lineage: Eukaryota; Viridiplantae; Streptophyta; Magnoliopsida; Asparagales; Orchidaceae
Product: plastid division protein PDV2
Exons: 2
Coding region: 36-827 (263 amino acids)
Biological process (GO): chloroplast fission
Source: RefSeq, a predicted model, not a curated record
GCGAGCGAGAGUGAGAGAGAGCGAGCUGUAAGAGAAUGGUCGGAGAUGAGAAGAUAGGUUUAAUGCUGAGUCGCGCAUCGCGGCUUCGCCUCAAGAUAACCGACGCAAUUGACCGCAGCGGCGAUAAUGAAAUUGGAAGGGAGUGUGAUGAAGAGGGGAUUCUCGUCGGCAUCAGAGAAGCCCUUGAAUCCCUGGAGAAGCAACUUGCUUCCUUGCAGGAUUUGCAGCAGCGACAAAGAUAUGAGAGGGAAGUAGUCUUAACCCAAAUUGAUCAUAGCCGCAAGACAUUGUUCAUCAAGCUAGAAGAGUACAAGGGAGAUGAUCUUGAAGUCAUCCAUGAGGCUGCUGCUUUUGCUGCUGAGGCUGUUGCGCAGGAUGAUGUCUUCUUUCUUCCUUCUUCGUCAUAUUUUGAUUCAAAGAACAACCCAUCUAAGAGUGAUUUUACAGUGGACCCCACACCUGAAAAUAAUAGGGAUAAUGAAUCGUACAUGGAGCUGACUGCUCAACCAGCCAGCCAUAAUAAGCAAAAGUGGAUGGCAUCUGUUUUGGGAUUUAUUGCUAGAUCAGCCAUUUGUUUUGUGGGCUUGGUUUCUGUUUUGAGUCUCACUGGCUUUAGACCGGAAAUCAGAAAAAGAGAUACCUCAAAUGAUCUUUUUGAGCUCCUGUCUAAGACUGCAGGUGAGGUGAGAGAUGUAUCGAUUCAUUGUCCACCUGGUAAGGCAUUGGUGAUUGAAGAUGGGAAAGCCAGCUGCCUCGUCAAAGAACGUGUAGAAAUCCCAUUUGGCUCAGAUUUUGAAAACUUAAACAUAAAUAUUGCGUUUGGUUAAAGCUGUCAAAAUUCCAAUUUGUAAAAUUUAAAGCUAUAAUACAGGUAUUAUUAGUCCUUUAAGUUGUGUGAUGCACCACACUAGGUAUGAAUUCUACAUUCACAUAAAGUUGUUAUGAAUGA